GGUAAUUUCGUGUUGGGCACAAUUUUUCGUUCAAUCUUCUCCUAUUUCCGUGAGCUUAGGGUUUACUUUUUCGUCCCUCCCGUUACGCUGAUUGUAUGAACAAAACACCAAUCUGUAAUAAUCUCUUCUUCUAGAGGCGGUUUCAUUAUUGAUUUUGUAUUUAUUCACUCAAUAAUUUGUUUAAUCCGACUGAUCGAUAUAUAAUUGUAGCUGGUUUGAUUCAUUUGGUUUUGAUUUUUCCCGUUAACGUUAAUUGAUAUAGCAGCUGAAAGGCUCAAUUUCUUCGAAAAGUGAAGAUGGGCAGAGAGCGGCAACUGUCUCGGUCGCCGUCGCACCGUAGAAGGUACUCGCCGUCGCCUUCUGAGGUGAGGUAUGGACGCCGGAGCCGGAGAGAGAGAAGCAGAUCUCCUUAUUCCUAUAGCAGGUGAUACCCUUUUACUUAUACUUGCAGGUCGAUUAUAUUAGGGAUUUGUGUUUUUAUAUUUAAAUUUAGUUGCUGAUGACAAUCAAUUAAUAUUAAGAGGCGAUGGGGAUUUUCUUUUCCCAUAAUGAGUUCCUAUAAGCUUAUGUUGAGAGGACAGCUCCGGCUAUCUACUUUACUGAUCAGACCAUUAUGAAUUUGUAAUAUGCAGAAACUAUUAUUACAAUAUGUGGUUUGAUGGUUUUUUUUGUACCAGGUUUCGGGUGCUUUUGGUUGCCAUUACCACUAGAAAAGUAAAGAUUUUAACGUAAAAUGAGAGAAAGACCAAUCUUUAUUAGAUUAAGAUAGGGUAGCUUAUUUGAAAUUGAAUAUGAUGAUGUUACGUUUCAGGAUAAGUUAUAAUGAUGAAGUUUUAGUUUAAAAUUUGAGUAUAUGUAUAUUCAUUACUCUACUUUGGAAACAAAACUAAUUUGAAUUCCGUAACUUUUGUUAGUUAAAUGUGUUCCAAUUAUUUUGUUGAUGUAUUCAAUCUGGACACUUUUCCGGACUAUUGUGGGGUGCACUGUUGUGAACUUUACCCGUAAUAAUUGCUCAUCAUAUUGGUUUUAUUUGUUUUAGAUGAUCUAGCAGAUGCUUACAGAUUGUGUAUCUUUGGUGUCCUAGUGCCAUGUUGCUGCCUAUGAGAGUUUUCGCUUUCCAUCAGCACCUUGAUAUUCUUCAUGCUUAUGGUUGUUGACUUGAUGAUCUGUCACCUUUCGUAAAGCUGCUAAAUUGUAAUUUUAAUGGCUUAUACAUCCUCAUGCUGGGAGCUUCUAUGCACCAAAAAAAAACAUUAGAAAGUGAGAUACAUACUCUUUUAACACAUAGGUUGAAUGAGGUAGCCAAGAUGAUUGACCUUUGAGAAAUCUAGAAAAGAAACAAUGGCUCCUUUUGACUGAGAAGUAAGCUGGUGAUAGGUGCCGUUGGUGUUAUUUCACUGCUCGGUUGUGAAAAUAGCAGUGUCUUAUGAUAAAAGAUGCAGCACCCAGUUUAUUCUUUGCAAUAUGUGAGAAGACAAAGGCGCUCAUUAUCCUCUCGACACAGAAGUCGCUCUCCCACUCCAAGACGUCGUAAAAGCCGCUCACCUACACCAAAGCAGAAUAAAAGACAAAGAAAAAGGAGCACUUCUUCAUCCCCUUUAAGUGAAUCCCCACUCAUUGGUACCAAAGAGAUGAAAGAUGCAACUGAAAAAUUGAAAACAGAGGAAGAGGACAAGAAAAGGCGUCAGCAGGAGUUAGAAUUAAAACUAAUUGAAGAAGAAACGGCAAAAAGAGUAGCAGAAGAAAUUCGAAAGAAAGUUGAAGAGAGCUUGAAUUCCGAGGAAAUCAAUCUUGAGAUAGCGAGGCGUCUGGAGGAAGGAAGGAAGAAACUUGUUUCUGAGGUUGCGGCCCAGCUUGAAAAAGAAAAGGAAGCAGCAGUUAUAGAGGCUCGGAAGAGAGAGGAACAAGCACAAAGGGAGAAAGAAGAGCUGGAAAGGAUGCUGGAAGAGAAUAGGCGGAAGGUGGAAGAAGCUCAAAGAAGAGAAGCUUUGGAACAGCAAAGACGCGAAGAGGAACGUUAUAGAGAAUUGGAAGAACUUCAGAGGCAGAAAGAAGUGGCCUUGCGAAAGAAAAAACAACAAGAGGAGGAAGAACGAGCUAACCAAAUGAAGUUAUUGGGGAAGAACAAAUCACGUCCAAAGGUGUCAUUUGCGCUAGGUAUGAAAUGACAAAUUAUUGUAUCAUGUCUCAUGGUCUUUUUUUGGUUGAUUUGUUUCUGGUUUCUAGUAUAUUUUGGGUGGGUGGGUGGGUGGGUGGGGCUGGGGGAUACUUAGAAAUGCAAUGUCAUCUCUUGUGACUUAUCAAUAUAAGAUUGUCUUUCACAUUUCUAGAGUAAUUUGUACGUGGAUAUUAGUGUUAUGUCAUUCCAUGAAUUUCAUAU
Molecule: messenger RNA, 2380 nt
Organism: Salvia miltiorrhiza (redroot sage)
Lineage: Eukaryota; Viridiplantae; Streptophyta; Magnoliopsida; Lamiales; Lamiaceae
Exons: 4
Coding region: 1437-2168 (243 amino acids)
Cellular component (GO): nucleoplasm; mitochondrion
Molecular function (GO): cadherin binding
Source: RefSeq, a predicted model, not a curated record